AUGAGGCUGUCAAUAUCGUGUGACGCUUGUCGACAAGCAAAAGUCAAAUGCGUCCAUGAAGGGCAACCGCCCUGUCAACGUUGCUUGAAAACCAAGAACCAAGGAUGUAGUUUGACAGAUCCCCGUGCCUCAAGACAGAGGACACGGAGGAGUACUAUCUCAUCCAAGACCCCAGGAAAGCGAAAGGCAUCAUCCGCCUUAUCGCCAGUGGUUGGAGAUGCGGAAAGAAGCACCCCUGAGAAUGCCCCCGUGGCUCAAGACCUAUCUAAGAACCCCAUAGCAGCGCUGUCACCGGCAAUCGUCAUCAGCGCAGUGGAAACCUACAGAAAGAAGUUCCCAAUUACCAAUUUUCUUCAUUACCCCUCUUUGAUCUCCGACAUAUCCUCCAACGUCCACUCGGUAGACCCCGUCUUUGUGGCCUCGGUCCUUUCCUUAUGCGUACGAUUUAUGAAAAGCGAUGAACUCGAAGAAGAAGAAAUCUAUGCCGAUUAUGCACGCAAAAACCUUGCGCAGCGCUGGGGCGCUGGGCGACCAUAUCAAGCUUGGAUGUAUAGCGGCAUGGCGACUUACAUGAUUCAAUCCCUUCUGAAGAUGGCAGAUGACAGCAUGGAACACAAUCCUCAAGAGUUUCAUGCAUCCCAAACACAAUACGAACAGCUGGUCCGGACUUACUGGUGCUGCUUUGCGCAAGACUGCGAGCUGAGCUCCGGAGCCCGUCAGCACUUUGCGCUAUCAUUCUCCCAGAUCUCAGUUCCUCUCCCUAUCAGUGAUCGGGACUUCACGUUUAAUCAUACACCAGCUAGCAGGUUGAUGCCUGCUGAUAUGAAUAAAGACUGUUUGCUAGCGAACGAUCUUACGAUUGAGCAUGGUCUCACAAUUGUCACUCGGGGAUUUGAUAUAUUCGUACGAAUCCUAAGGUUUGCGAACGAACAUCGACGAGCACUCGCUUCUUUGUCUUCGAACGACCCCGCCUCCCCGCUCCUCUUGACUUGGCAGGUCCUCAAGGAGGAACUGGAUGAGUGGAGGUCUCUUCAGGAUAUAACAGUUCGGUUCCCAGCUACCAGCGUUCAGUCUCACGUAGCACUCGGGUACGGAGAGUUGUUUGCCUACAUCAAUCUAGUGUAUUGCAUGAGCAUCCUUUUCCUCCAUCGGGACCGCUUCUUAUCCAACCUCAAGCCCCAUUCCGACGUUUUCCACGACACAAAUGAUGACGCCCAAGGCGAACCCGACACAAUCAAACAGCUAUUUGAAGUCGCCCAGCAGAUCGGAGGUAUCCUCAAUGCACUAGAUGCCUCCGGUGCACCCGUCGUGUCACCGUAUUCGGGCUUCAGCGUCUUCGUCGCUGCUCAUAUCAACAUGUACGGAACAAUCGCGCCACAGCGAUAUCCAGGCGGCCUCAAACGGGCCGAAGAAGAAAAGUGCCGAAACCUCGACUACCUCGAGCGACUCAGUAAACUCUGGCCCGUCGGUCGCAGCUGGUGGCGAACGGUCCAAGAAGCAAAUCGAUUCUACGAAAUGGUCAAGAGUAACCAGGCCCACUCCGAUGAUGGGAUGCACAGUCCCAGGAGAUUCGCCCUCGCGGGUACCCUGGAUGAAUAUGGUGACAUCCGAUCUCGUCCGAGCAGAGACGCGUAUGCGACUAGAGCACGCACCUCUGAAUCCCGUGAUACACACAGCUCUCAUGUCCGUGGAGGGACUUCGUCGUCGCCUGGUCUUGGUGGUGAGAACGGCUUUCCUACUAGAGAGAAUUCUGCACUUGGUGGUCAUCAUGACUUUGAAACUGAUAUGUUUCAAUGGCCGUUUAUUGAUGGGUCAUGGUCCCUUGGGUUUGAUACGGGAUUGGAUGGGUUGUGGUACAACUCGGGGUUGUUUGAUCCAAAUCCGCCUCUUAGAUGA
Messenger RNA from Penicillium verrucosum, 1896 nucleotides. RefSeq names its product transcription factor domain-containing protein. Gene Ontology annotation, biological process: regulation of DNA-templated transcription; DNA-templated transcription. The coding region runs from base 1 to 1896 and encodes 631 amino acids. Gene Ontology annotation, cellular component: nucleus. Gene Ontology annotation, molecular function: DNA-binding transcription factor activity, RNA polymerase II-specific; zinc ion binding; DNA binding. NCBI's taxonomy places the organism in Eukaryota, Fungi, Ascomycota, Eurotiomycetes, Eurotiales, Aspergillaceae. The transcript has 6 exons. The record is from RefSeq and is a predicted model, not a curated record.